UAAGAUAAUAACGGGGAACCAUUAUGAUUUGGAGGCAAGAAUUAUAAACAUUUUGCAGCCACUGCCACAAAUAUAGCAAAGACGAUGCGGCUUGAUUUUGUUACCAAUUCAACAAUAAGCCACAUCCGAUCAAUCAAUAGCAAGAACUCUCAUUUCAAUAUAUUCGCAUGCCACAACUUGAACAUGAGCAACAUUCGGAUCAGCGCCCCAGGAGAUAGCCCAAACACCGAUGGCAUAAAAAUCGGGAGCUCGACCAAAAUCAAGAUCCUAGACUCUAUCAUAAGUACCGGUGAUGACUGCAUAUCGAUUAUUUCUGGCAGUCACGAUAUAGAAGUCACAGGAGUCCAUUGUGGGCCAGGACAUGGGUUUAGCAUCGGUAGCUUAGGUGGGUCACACUUCAAAGAAUUUGUAACCGGUAUAGUCAUACGAAACUCGACAUUACACGGGACUCAAAACGGUUUAAGGAUCAAAACAUGGGCACCAUCUAUGCCUAGCCUUGCUUCGGAUAUUAUAUUCGAUGACAUCAUCAUGGUAGAUGUGAGUAACCCGAUUUUUAUCGACCAACAAUAUUGCCCGCGAUCUCCUUGCAACCUAAAGGCACAAUCCAAAGUUCAAAUAAAGAAUGUAACAUUUAGAAAAGUGCGUGGCACAUCAAGGUCUAAGGUUGCAGUUAAGAUCCAAUGUAGCAAAUGUGUGCCAUGUAAAGGUAUUAACCUCGUGAACAUUAACUUGGCGUAUCGUGGUCCAGAGGGACAGGUGGAGUCAUCGUGCUUCAAUGUUCAAGGAAAGUCGUAUGGCCUGCAAAUUCCAUCGGGUUGUCUAUAGAACAAGAAGUUUUACUUGUUGGUACAACCUAAGAAGGUUUUCAAAGUUCUUUCGAGUUGUUCAUGUAAAUAGAAGUUUGUAAAACUAUGUAAUGGGGCUCUAUAAAUCUCUAAGCUAGAGAGAAAGAAAAUUGACAAUAGCAA
Helianthus annuus (common sunflower) is the source of this 968-nucleotide messenger RNA. Its product is annotated as polygalacturonase. Gene Ontology annotation, molecular function: polygalacturonase activity. Bases 85 to 825 code for a protein of 246 amino acids. Lineage: Eukaryota; Viridiplantae; Streptophyta; Magnoliopsida; Asterales; Asteraceae. The record is from RefSeq and is a predicted model, not a curated record. The transcript has 3 exons. Gene Ontology annotation, biological process: carbohydrate metabolic process.